This is a messenger RNA of Anolis carolinensis (green anole), 4161 nucleotides long. RefSeq names its product RPGR interacting protein 1 (gene rpgrip1). The transcript is spliced from 25 exons. The record is from RefSeq and is a predicted model, not a curated record. Gene Ontology annotation, cellular component: photoreceptor connecting cilium. Gene Ontology annotation, biological process: retinal rod cell development; non-motile cilium assembly. The coding region runs from base 168 to 4046 and encodes 1292 amino acids. Gene Ontology annotation, molecular function: thromboxane A2 receptor binding. Lineage: Eukaryota; Metazoa; Chordata; Lepidosauria; Squamata; Anolidae.
AUUUCAUUGCAUUGAGCUGUGGCAGCUAAAGUGCUGUCAAACUGCAUUCAUGCUACAUCUUAGAUGCACCUUUGGAUGCUACAUGUAUCCAGGUUUCCAUCUGCAAAACUUUGGUAUAAUUGAAUCCCAUUUGUUCCACAUCAUUGAGAGUUGAUCAGUUCAGGAGAAUGGGACUUGACCAUGCCCAACUUUGUAAUUUUGUCUUUGUUCUAGGCCCCAUCCCUUCCUAUCUAAACAUGUCUCUGCUCCUGUUGGAUGAAACAGCGGGGGACCUGCCAGUCCGAGACACCAACCAGAAGCCCUCGGUGAUAGCAGCCAUACAAGAUGUCUCGUCAUCUGCUGUCAUCCCAGUGAAACCCCCUGUGCUGAAAUCCUUAUUGAAAGGGUCACGCUCAUUGGCAAGGACACGACGUCAGAUUGCCCGAGUGACCCGCACAGAGCUGGAGGAUGGAUUUCUACGACUUCAUGAUGAAAAUUUACUGCUCAAAGAGUUUGCCCGAAAACAAGAGGACAGAAUCAAAAGGAUGGGCACCAAGCUCUCAAGACUCAGCCACGAGCGAGCUCAACUUGACGGGAGACCAGGGAGCUGGGUUCGCAGUACUGGACGAAACCUAGACCUGGAGGAAGAUUUGGAAGAGAUGCAGGAACGGGUUCGGGAGCUGGAGAGACACAACGAGGGGCUGAGGAACCGUCUCCUCUUUUACAAGCAACAGCUGCAGCUUCAGGGCUGUGGACGGCAUUGUCCAUAUAGCUAUGUCACCCCCAGGGUUAACACAGGACUUCGACGGGCAAACACUGCUGUUGGGCGGGUGCCAGAGAGGCUAGCCAAAGGGAUGCGGAUGCAGGGGCCAGUGGCCAGACCAACCCACACAGCCCCUCCAAGAUAUGGGGACCAUGUUCUGGAGGGAUCCCGAGCAGAGAUGGAAAGACUGAGCCACCACAGUCUGGUUCUGGCAGAACUGGGACUAGACCGGGAGUCCACUUCCCCGCUUGGCAAAGCGACGGACCCAGAAAGCACCCACUAUCAGCAGCGCCAUGAAGAAGUCCAGGAACGUCGGGCUGCCAUCCAAGACAAUGUGGAGUUGAUCCGGCUCCAGAAGCUUUUAAGGACAAAGAAUUCAGAACUAGUGCUAACCAAAGCCCAGUUUGCUGGCUUACAGGAGGCUUAUGAGACUCAUCUCCAGCAGAACCAAGAUGCAUUGAGGUCAACCAGUGAGGCCUUGUUGGCUCAGGUUGAGGAGCUCAACGCCCACCUGAAAGAGGAGACCCAGAAAGUCACAGCCUUAGAGAGUCAGCUGGAAAUCCUUUCUCCCUUGCAGGGAACCCUGAAAGAUUUUCAGGAGCGCGUCCAGGACCUGGAGACCGAACGAGAUUUGCUGAAGAUGGAUUAUGACAAACUCCUGGAGAGUUGCAUGACCACUGCCCAGCAAAACGUAGAUGAGGUGCCCCAGAAGGACAAUGCUCCUUGCCCAGAAGCUCAACUUAUCUUGGUGACUGCGGAGAAGAAAAAGCUUGAGGAGCAGCUAGAAAAAGAAAUAGCUCACAAUGAGGAGCUGAAACACGAAGUGAGCCUGCUCCUCACAACUGCUCAGGAAGUUGGCUCCCCGCAGGAGAAGUCAACCAUUGUGGAAAACCCAUCAAGAGAGGAAGAGCCUCAUUCCCAUCAAAUUCAGCCCCUGAUCCUAGAGGGAGAGAUGGAGAUAUCGAUGGAGAAGGAAGAGGUAUUUAGCCAACAGAGUCUAAAUCGAAAACUGCAUGAGACGGAGGCUGCUCAUGCGGAGACUGCGUUAGAGCUGGAAAAAACCCGGGACAUGCUCAUUCUGCAACACCGCAUCAACCGGGACUAUCAGGCAGAGCUGGAAGGGGUGCUGCUGCAGGCCAAUAGAGAGAAGCAGGAGCGUGAGGAGAAGCAAGAGAACAUGGCCCAGCUUCUGGAUCUACGUAGCUCCCGUAUUCGCCAACUUGAAGAGCAGCUGAAGGAUAUCGCCUAUGGAACUAGGGCUGUCCCGUUCCGAAUGGGUGAAGUCGAUGCAUCCUUGGGAACAGACCCUGACAAGGCCCCGCAGUUGCGACGUGGAGAGAACCUCUUUGAGCUGCACAUCUCUGGUGCUGUGCUCUCUGCUGAGGCACAACGUUUCCUGGGGGACGCAGAGCCCGCCACCUUCUGCACAUACUCCUUCUAUGACUUUGAGACCCACUGCACCCCUGUAGUGCGGGGCAUUCGGCCCCGGUAUGACUUCACAUCCCAGUAUGUUGUCCGGGCUGAGCCUUUCUUCCUGCAGUACCUGCAAGAGGCAGCUUGUCGCCUCGAGCUCCACCUUGCCUCUGCUGUUGACCACGCCACCCUGGCCUCCUGCCGGCUGCGUUUUGGUGAAGCCUUGGGCACCGGGGAGCAAGUCCAUGCCACAGCGGUGCUGCAUGGUGCCAAUGGCGCAGAUUACGGUCUUCUGGAAUAUUGGGUGAGGUUUCGUUUUCCUAUAGAAGAGACCUUGAGGCUGCACCACCAACGGACCAAAGCUUUGGGUUACCUCUCUGCCGGAGUACCACGCUCCACCGCGGUCCAAUUGCACUGGCAAAAGGAAGGGGCUCAGGGAACAAACCGGAAUGAGGUCCGUGUGCGGAUUGAAGGAUGCGCCGGCUUACGUAGUCGCUGGCUUGGUUCUCAGCCCAGCCCUUACGCCAUGUACCAGUUCUUUACCUUCCCAGACCACGACACGGUCAUCAUCCCUGCAAGCAACAACCCACACUUUGGGGACCUGCAACCCUUUGUUGUGCGCGUCACCCCUGAGCUGCACCAUUACUUGCUUGUGGAGAGCCUGUGGGUGUAUGUAUUCGAUGAUGAGGAUGAGGAACCCGGCAACUACCUGGGCAAAGCCCAAAUCCCACUCCUGCCACUAGCCAAUGGACGCAGCAUCUCAGGAGACUUUGUCCUCUUGGACCCGGCCGGCAAGCCCAACGGAUCCAUCUGCCUGAGUCUGGAGUGGAGCCUUCUUUAUGUGCCUCCAGAAGAGGCUGGUGUACUUAAACCCACAGAUUUGAAGCCUAUGGAGCAGCAGAUUGAGACGAAACAAGCCAGGCUGAGGAACCAGAAGCCAAGAGAAAGCAAUGCGGGCCUUUUGCCUUCCAGUCUCCAGAGGAAGAAGCCACGUCUGAGCCUACCUGAGGCGGAGAAACGGACUCUGAAACACACCAAGCUGGCAAAUGGACCCAAGUCCACACAAGUCCAAGUGAGUCCUGUGGUGAAGCCCACAAGACCCGUGAUAAAGGAGGAUGAGGAUGAAGAUGCUCAGGAGGUGCUGCUAGAAGAGAUAAGAGAAGAAGGGGAAGAAAUCCUGGCUUUGGAAGAAGAAGCCGCGGCGAGAAAUCAACGGGGAUCAGACGCUGGAUCAAGCAUGGAGGCGGAAGCAGGCAUGUCAAAGAAACCAGCUUCGGAGGAAGUGGAGAGUGAUGCUCCAACUACAGAGAGCGACGAAGUGGUGAUGGCCUUAUCAAGCCUGCAAGAGCCUCUGCAACCUGAGCCUUCGGACAGAAUUCGACUGGAGAUCAUCUCUCUGAGUCUGCUUCCAGAGAGCGAACCUGUUGCCGAUGAGCACAUCCAACAGCUGUAUGUGGAAUAUCACUUCCCUGGAGUGCUGCUGGAGGAAACGGAGACCCCUUUCUCUUUGCGGAAGCCGGAGGGAGAUCAGGAAAUCUACUUCCAUUUCAGCAAAGUGAUCAGACUGGACCCAAACCCUGCAAGUCUCCAAAGGCAGUUGCUGUUCUCAAUGCUGGAGGCAGAGGAACCUGAAUGGAACCAGCUGCGGUUCGUAGUGGUGAGCGAGCCAUUGCCUGGAGCUGGAGGAGACUGUGAGGAGGUGGGCUUUGCAUACCUGGAUUUGCGGGAGAUCCUUCUCACUGGAUGCGAUGUGCUGGAAAGAGAGCUUUGGGUGGUCAGUUCUUUAGAUCUUGAGACGUACGUUGGGAAGCUGAAAGUGUCCAUAGAAGCAGCUGCUGUCCUGCGUGCUGUCUAUUGGGCCGGCAAAAGCAAGAAGACCGAGGAAAGAUAACCUGACUGGGAGAUACAACAGAACAAACAGGAACCCGCAACUAAAAAGCCGCUCUGAGAUAAAAGCAAAGAUGAAGCCCAAGAGAAAUAAAUCUGUCCAAAUACUUAAAAAAACA